AUGGUGUUUGACGUUUCCGAGGGAGCGGCCUAUGCCGUCCUAUACUGCGUUUUGUGCUUCUUCACCCUUUUGGGUUUGGGUGCCGCGGGCUACUUGAACAAACUACCCAGCGUGUUGACGUCCUGUUGCAUGCUGAAUCAGAAUGAAAGCGUCGGCGAGACGGACUACUUCUUGAGUGCCCGUAAUUCGGCCGGUACGUCGGCGAUUGCCCUGUCCUUCUUUGCUUCGGGUAUGGGGGCCUGGAUCUUGUACGGAACUACCGAAAUGGGUGCCACCCCCCAGCUUUCCUGGCUGGGUGUGAUGGGCUACUCUACCGCCAGUUCCUUUCCAGCCGUCGUUAUCUGCUGGUUGGGACCCAUGGUGCGAGCACGUUCCACCGAAGCCUUUUCGACGACGGAUUUUGGACUCCAACGUUACGGACGAGUGAUGCAAAUCUCCAUUGCGGCCAUUUCCGUCUUUUACAUGUUCAUCUUUAUCGUGGCGGAACUCACGGCGAUUUCCAACAUUUUCGCCCUACUGACCGGCAACAAUUCCAAAAUCUACGGUAUUGGUAUUACUAUUGCGAUUGGUGUGUUUACAAUCAUUUACACGACCCUCGCGGGAUUGCCGGCAUCGAUUGUGACGGAUAGGUUUCAGGGCGGAAUUGUCGCCCUCCUCAUCAUUAUGUUGACCUUGGCCGUAACCAUUUCGGAUGAAAACAGAAUCACGCGCGAUGAAUUCGCCUUGGCCAGUAACUUCACCAUCCAAGGACUCAAGGCUGCCGUCACCUUGGUCAUCGCCAUUCUCUGUGCUGAACUCUUCAAUCAGGGUACCUGGCAGCGUGUCUGGGCCGCCGAAUCCAUACCCGUCAUGCGUCGUGGAUUUGCCAUUGGUUCCGCCAUGGUCUUUCUCAUAAUGAUGUUUUUUGGAGUCAUGGGGAUGAUUGCGUACGCCAAAGAUCCGGAAUCCUACGACAACUUUGAAAAGUUUGCCUUUCUGGCGUUCUUCGAUCUCUUGCUGCCCCUCGGGAACGGAUGGCACGUGCUUGUGCUUAUCCUUGUCACGGCAUUGGCGGCCAGUUCCAUUGACAGCCUCCAGAACGGUUUGACCAGUGUUUUUGCGCACGAUUUGCUCAAAGUUGGUUGGAAUCCUAUCUGGGCCGCCCGUGCAUUGAUGGUCGCCGUUAACGUUCCCGCCAUUUGGUUGGCCAGUAGAAAGUGGGACGUGAUUGCCCUUUUCUUGGUUGCCGAUUUGGUUUGCGCCACCUCGGUAUUCCCCGUCUUUUUGGGAUUGCAGACUAAAGAUUUCGGUAUGUUCAAGGCCCCUACCGAGUUGGGCGCCUUUAUGGGAUGCGUUUCGGGCAUUGUGACGGUCCUGGUCAAUGGCGUUGUCAACGAUGCCGAAGGUGGUAUCUUUAAAUACUUUUGGUUGCGCAACAAUGCCAUUUGCGCUCUCUGCGGUAGCGCAACCAUGAUCAGUUUCAUCAUUACACCGGCGGUCAGUUUCGUCAUGACGUAUGUCUUUACGUACGCUGAUCUUUUGGUUCGCGGAGAGCGUGCUCGUCAGCCAUUGAUCGCUCUCGCAUUCGACAAGGACAACGAGACGGCGGAAAAGUUCGAGGAGGAGAGUGUUGGCAUGGAAUACAAUGAAGAGAAAAGUACCAGCGGGCAGGCUGUCGAAGAGGAAAGUACCCACCACAAUGAGGUUGAGGGAAGCCCAUUCGAACCGAAGCACCGCUCGGAUGAAGACAUUGCGUAAAUAUGCAACCUUCGUGUCUCGAGGAGGCACAUCAACAGUAAGAAAGAAAUUACUUGAAGUGAAAGAAUCAAAAAAAGGACCAUGAGAUUGGAAAGAUAUAUAUAUGUAUGAAAAUAUAAACGUGACACCUGGUGGUCGCAUUUGUUUGCGGGAGCUGAUGACGCUGAGAUAUUGCAAGUUUGACUUCAAUUACCGUUUGAACCUGAUCGGGGUAAUGCCUGCGUGAGGGAACAUCAAAUGAGAACAACUGUGUUACAAUAAGGGGACGAUGUGAAUUGAUGAGACAAGGGCGACAUGGACGAUGUAUCGGUUGAGAUGGAUAUUGAGACCGAGUACCCACCGUGUAGCCAUAAUUGUUGAGCUAGUUUACAUUGAUUCCU
Molecule: messenger RNA, 2117 nt
Organism: Phaeodactylum tricornutum CCAP 1055/1
Lineage: Eukaryota; Bacillariophyta; Bacillariophyceae; Surirellales; Neidiaceae
Exons: 2
Coding region: 1-1737 (578 amino acids)
Biological process (GO): transmembrane transport
Cellular component (GO): membrane
Molecular function (GO): transmembrane transporter activity
Source: RefSeq, a predicted model, not a curated record